Messenger RNA from Paecilomyces variotii, 859 nucleotides. Its product is annotated as putative autophagy protein Apg16. The coding region runs from base 96 to 719 and encodes 207 amino acids. The record is from RefSeq and is a predicted model, not a curated record. The transcript is spliced from 3 exons. NCBI's taxonomy places the organism in Eukaryota, Fungi, Ascomycota, Eurotiomycetes, Eurotiales, Thermoascaceae.
ACCAUGAUCUCCCAUACCAUAGCCCCGCGUUCUUAUCCCUAACUAACCGACUAGAGUAUAUCCAUCAUUCAUAUCGUUCGCAUCCUGAAUCUUCGAUGGCCAACUGGCGCGAAGAGUACCUCGCCGCUCUGGGCAUCAGAGAUGAGCGGGAAAAGGCGAAUACAGCUCUCUACGAUGCCUAUACCCGCCUAGCAGACCGUACUGCCCGCACCGCCGCGACCACAACCCACCAAGAGCAACAACAAGAACAACCACCACCACCGCCAUCCACAAGCUACUCAUCAGUCUCUCCCAAGGUCCCAUCCAGGAAACCCUCUGAGCACGGCCCAUCAACUCCGGACGCUCUCGCGGCCGCGCGGGCCGACUUGUCCGCCGCACAGCGCUCGCGGGCUGAGCUGCAGGAACAACUAUCGCGCACGAGUGCAGAACUAGACAAGUUGAAAAAGAAGAGUGUCCAAGAUAGUCGGCGCAUUACCAUACUAGAGGGAGAGCGGACACAUCUCACGCUGCGGUUAAAGGAUCGGGAUGCGGAGUUGAGAGGGAAGGCGAAGUUGUUGGAUGACCUCCAAGACGAACUGGCCACUCUCAAUCUCCAACUGAACAUGGCAGAGGACCGAUCGAGCAAAUUGCAGCAGGAAAACCAAGAAUUGGUCGAUCGGUGGAUGGCGCGUAUGAAGAAAGAAGCGGAGGCGAUGAACGACGCUUCGAAAUAUUCAUGAUAACGAACUAGAGAGUCAAAUAACUCCAUGACGAUGGCGGUCUUAGCUAAAGCUAAAUAGGUAUGCUUGUCGCCCCGGUGGAAAAGCCCGAGCCUGCAGGGAGACUUGCUAGGCAUACCAUAGUAUAGAUCUACUGGCCU